AUGGAGAGCUCAGCAGCGCAGCCACCCGUGGCGAAUUCAACAGGCAAGGUGCGGAUUUUGCUACAGACAAUUACGCACCUUGUACCUGGCAGUGAUCGUCCAGAAAAACUCGCGUUCAUUCAGAACACAGUCUGCCAACAUCAUUGGAAACGGGAUUACGAUUUUGCCCAAGAACGUUGGUAUCCAUAUCGUGACUACUUCGGCUUGAAGAACCGUAAAUGCUUUUUUCUGAUUGAUCAUCAUGGUCACGAUCACACUAUUCAAGAGGAGAAGGUACCAGUAUUAUGGUAUAAAUGGACAGGAGAGUCUCUCGUCCGUAUCUACGAGGACCUCCCUUCUAGGAUACAGAAAGAACUCAAGAAAUGGCCAUUUACGUGGGAGGGAAGGAAGUUCCACCGGGUGCCUAAAGGACCAGAUGGGAAAUAUGAUCCAAUGGACUAUCGAGAAAUCAUCAAGUCAAAGCUCUACCUUGGUACCCCUAUUCUUAAGGAGAAUAUCGAUUUUUUAAGGGAGUAUCCAGAACAUGCACGGUGGCUCAGGGCUCACCUGUAUCACGAAUUGUGGGUUAAAAUUGAGCCGUUUUGUGAUCUCCCUGGUGAAGGGGAGUAA
This is a messenger RNA of Ilyonectria robusta, 609 nucleotides long. RefSeq lists its product as uncharacterized. The coding region runs from base 1 to 609 and encodes 202 amino acids. Lineage: Eukaryota; Fungi; Ascomycota; Sordariomycetes; Hypocreales; Nectriaceae. The transcript has 2 exons. The record is from RefSeq and is a predicted model, not a curated record.